This is a messenger RNA of Athalia rosae (coleseed sawfly), 2314 nucleotides long. RefSeq names its product protein transport protein Sec61 subunit alpha (gene Sec61alpha). Gene Ontology annotation, biological process: SRP-dependent cotranslational protein targeting to membrane, translocation; post-translational protein targeting to membrane, translocation. Gene Ontology annotation, cellular component: membrane; Sec61 translocon complex. NCBI's taxonomy places the organism in Eukaryota, Metazoa, Arthropoda, Insecta, Hymenoptera, Athaliidae. The transcript is spliced from 8 exons. The record is from RefSeq and is a predicted model, not a curated record. Bases 154 to 1584 code for a protein of 476 amino acids. Gene Ontology annotation, molecular function: transmembrane protein transporter activity; signal sequence receptor activity; ribosome binding.
GCGAGCCACGAUUUGCUGCCAUUUGCCAGCCGAGCGGUCGACUUUCGUUUAGUUUCCGACUGCUGGCUUCGCCCGGGAGUUAGUGUUGACCGUUUGACGCUUGAAAAAGCAACGUUGUUUAGUGCGUAGGAGAUUUUUACCAAAAAAAUCACAAUGGGCAUAAAAUUCCUGGAGGUUAUCAAACCGUUUUGCAGUAUACUGCCAGAAAUAGCGAAGCCUGAGCGAAAGAUCCAAUUCAGGGAAAAAGUCUUAUGGACAGCUAUCACACUUUUCAUUUUCUUAGUAUGCUGUCAGAUUCCACUUUUUGGCAUCAUGUCUUCGGACAGUGCCGAUCCCUUUUACUGGAUUCGUGUAAUUCUUGCUUCGAACCGAGGUACAUUGAUGGAGCUGGGAAUAUCUCCCAUUGUUACGUCGGGUUUGAUCAUGCAGCUUUUAGCUGGUGCCAAGAUCAUCGAAGUCGGUGAUACCCCUAAAGACCGAGCACUUUUUAAUGGAGCUCAAAAGUUGUUCGGUAUGGUGAUAACAGUUGGUCAAGCAAUCGUUUACGUAAUGACCGGCAUGUACGGUGAUCCUGCUGAAAUUGGGGCUGGUGUUUGCUUGUUGAUCAUCAUACAACUAUUCGUUGCCGGUUUGAUCGUGCUGCUGCUUGAUGAGCUUUUGCAAAAAGGAUAUGGAUUGGGUAGCGGUAUAUCUCUCUUCAUCGCAACAAAUAUAUGUGAAACUAUUGUAUGGAAGGCCUUUUCCCCCGCCACAGUCAACACCGGUCGUGGUACAGAGUUCGAAGGUGCCGUAAUUGCGCUUUUCCAUCUUCUUGCCACCAGACAAGACAAAGUUAGGGCACUGCGAGAGGCUUUCUACCGUCAGAAUCUUCCCAAUUUGAUGAACUUGCUCGCUACCAUCCUAGUUUUCGCUAUAGUUAUUUACUUCCAGGGCUUCCGCGUGGAUUUGCCAAUCAAGUCAGCCAGAUACCGUGGACAGUACAGCAGUUACCCUAUCAAAUUAUUCUACACCAGCAACAUUCCGAUCAUUCUGCAGUCUGCUCUGGUCUCCAAUUUAUACGUCAUAUCGCAGAUGUUGGCCGUCAAGUUUCAGGGUAACCUUAUAGUGAAUUUACUGGGAGUUUGGUCCGAUGUUGGAGGGGGCGGUCCAGCUCGUUCCUAUCCCGUUGGUGGGCUGUGCUAUUACCUUUCCCCACCUGAAUCCGUUGGCCAUAUCGUUCAAGACCCCGUCCAUGCUUUCCUCUACAUCUUAUUCAUGCUGGGUUCCUGCGCUUUCUUCUCAAAAACGUGGAUUGAAGUCUCUGGAAGCUCUGCUAAGGAUGUCGCGAAGCAACUGAAAGAACAACAGAUGGUGAUGCGAGGUCAUCGAGAUAAUUCUCUGAUUCGUGAAUUGAACCGUUACAUUCCAACGGCUGCAGCAUUCGGUGGAUUGUGUAUCGGAGCUCUUUCUGUGCUGGCUGAUUUCCUUGGUGCAAUUGGAUCGGGCACGGGUAUUCUGCUUGCUGUAACGAUUAUUUACCAAUACUUUGAAAUUUUCGUGAAGGAACAAAGUGAAAUGGGUGGAAUGAGCACGCUACUGUUCUAGGCUUAAAUUUGUUUGAAUUUAGAGCGUGAAUUUCGAAGACCUCAGAAGAACUGAAUAAUAAUUUAUUGUAAACCAAGUCCAGUUGGCACUGGCCCGCUCUGUUUAUUGUUCAUCGGUUUGUUGCGUCGAAAGGGUCUGCGUUUUUGCGAAAAGGGUGAAAUACAUGUAUAUUUAUAGAUUUCAUAUUAAAUUAUUAAACUAUAUAAACUUUCUAUGUGAAAUUUCCAUUUACCUGCUGUGCCCAUCUGACACAAACGAUUGGCCAGAUGUAAAAAAACUAGGCAGCUGGAUUUCAGGACAAUACUGUUACCCAAGUUGACGAGUCAUUCGAGUUAACUGUAUUAGUAAGCAAUAGAAGAGCAAUCGUUGAUAUCUUGUUUAGGGUGUACGGCUUGUUUUGGAUACCGGAGAAUCAUUACAGGAAUAAAUCAGGGACCCUGUAGCGACUUUAAAUCUUUUAAUUUUAAACAGAGCGGCUCUAAAGACUCGGUGUGUGUGCGAGUGAGAUUACAUCAUGUUCAUAUAAAUUUAAACAUUGAAUGCAGUGUAAUAAUUUAGACAGGACGAGACACCCACCUAGGGUAUUCGUACAGCGACUGAACAAAACGUAUAAUGUUCGCUCAUCUUAGGUACCAUCAUUCCUGUAUUAUUAUUAAUAAUACAAAGUAAAUUAAUAAUAAAAUGUCUCUUGUAUUAGGAGGAUGUGUUUUUAUAAAAUCUUGAAAUUUAA